AAUAUAAUUUAUGAAACUCGUGUGUUUUUGUUUUGUUUGUGUAGGUAGUAAGAGCUUCAACAAUGGGAUCAAACACUCCAUUUAGUUCUAAAGAAAUGCAUUAUGUAUUUAGAGUUCUUGCUCCUGCUUCUUGUAGAGAACCCACCUUGUUUACAGAUGUUGCCAAAAAUACACUCCGUAUUGCUUUGUUUCCUAUGUUUAAAAAAGAUGAAGAUGAUAGUCGGUAUGCAAGUGCAAAUGCAGUACAAAUGUUAAAAUCAUUACCUGCAAAACCUGGCCCUGUUCCACAACUUGAAGGACCAAUGAGAUUAGUUAUAUGCGACUUAUUAAAUGCUUUAACUGUUAAAUCAGUUCAACCUGUACCUGAAAAUAAUACAAAUCAACCUGAAAAUAUUGAACAAGUUUCAAAUUCAGAAAAUCAAACAUUACUUAGAGAUAAUAGUUCUGUUAAUCUUCUGCAGCAAGAUGAUGAUACUGGGAUUGCAGGUUUGGAUGUCAAUGGUGAAACAUCAGAAUCAAGUGUGAAUGGAAGAGAAAGAAAUAGACUUUGCAAAGAUUGUGUGAAAGACAAUAAAGUUGGAGAUACUGUAAAGAAAAGUACUCUCUUACUACCAAAAUCUAUCAUUUGCAGAUUAUUAGCUGAACUUGUAAGGUCUUAUUCUGGAUGUGCUAAGUUAAUUGCUGAAUAUACAUAUCCAGCUGGACAGUCAGAACUUAUAACAGAAGAUUGUACUGCACUUGCUUUCCUUUUGGAUAAUGUCUUACCUCAGUGUCAAACAGUUGGUGAUAAAGAUGCUUCAGCAUUAGCAAGAGUAUUGAUUGCAGCACUUGCAUCAUGCAAUCAUAGUCCUGAAGCACAGACAGCUUUGGUAAAUGAGGUUAAAGCUGCACUGAAUAGAUCAUUAACAUUACCUGAAAGCAGUGAAAAACAUGCAAGAAUUCAGGCUUUAACUGGACUUGUUGGAACAAUGAUUGAGUCGUGUCCCUCAUCAUCUCAAAAUCAAUUAGCUAGCUCUACUUUUAGAAAUCAACAAAAUAGUAUGAACAAUAUUGUUAGGGUUUUAUUACGGAAAGGACUUGUAACGGACUUGGCUCGGAUACCUCAUUGUCUUGAUCUUUCAAGUCCUCAUAUGCCUGCUACAAUUAAUUCUGCUUUGAAACCUUUAGAAACUUUAUCACGAUUAGUGAAUCUUCCAACAACUCAAAUUGGUAACAGAAGUUCCAAUAGAGGAAAAUCAUCCACUGCUGUAAUUGAAAAUCAAGAGCAAGCACCUGAAGCAAUGGAAGAAGACACAACAACAACUCAAACAACAAGUGCUGUUAUUGGUAAUAUAGAAGUUAGCACAUCUGAGGCAACUACUACUUAUGGGGAAACAGCAGUUGAUGACAGUGCAGAAAAUACUGAUAGUGAAGUUCCUGAUGUUACAAUUGCUCCUGAAGAUGUUGUUGUUAUCCCUUCUUCCCAAUCUCAACAUAUUAGUGAAACUGAUGAUCUUGAUGGAAUUAUGGAUGAAUUGCUUGAACGUCAUUCUCAUCCAGAUGAUCAAAUUCUUGGAGAAGUGAUAAUAGCAGGAACGAAUGAAAGAAAUCAGUCUGGUGAACAUGAAGAACUUGUUAUAAGUGUUGAAACUGAUAUGGAUGACCAUCAUGAUUCACAAAUGAUUAGUCAGCAUGAAAGUGAAUUUGAAGAAGAUCACACACAGGGUGAAGAUGAUCAUCAGCAGAGCAGUGAUUCAGACAGUAAUUCAGAAUCUGGUCAUAGUCGUAGUGAAGAUGAAGCAGAACAAGAUGAUGAUCAGGAAGAUGGUGAUGAUGAUGCUGAAGAUGAAGACGAAGAAGAAGAUGAGGAAUCUCAUUUUGAUCUUAACAAUGGCUUACAAGACAUUGAAGAAGCUUUAUUUGGUAUGCAAGAUAGAGAUGACAGUUUGUUUUUUCAAUUGGAGGAAGUAUUUCCAACAUCAGGAACAUCAUCUAUUGUAUUUGGUGGAUCAGAUGGAUUUCGCACAUUUCAAAUUCCUGUUGUUACUGAUGACAACACUAAUAGUGCAGAGAAUUCAGCCCCAUCCAUUCCACCAGCUCCAGGUAAUGUUACCCCAACGCAUCCACUCUUAGUAAGACAUGGAGAUCCACAAGGUGCUGUUGCUUCAAGAUUACACAGAUCUAAUAGACAAAGAGGUUAUAGACCUGCUCUUGGAAAUCAAACUUGGCAUAUGUAUACAAGUAGUGGACGUCAUCCUAAUCCUCCAGCAAUUUUACAGAGAUUACUUGGUCCAAAUACUGCUCAAGAUAUAUUACAAUUGACUUCAACUUUUAGUUCUCAUCCAACCUCAGGCCAAGCACGUGUAUUUUUUGCCAAUAGUGACCUUCGUAUAUUAGCAACUGAUGAAGAUGUAUUUGAAAUUCAAGAUCAAAAUACACCUGUUUCUGGAGGGCCUUCAAAUACUCUUGCUAGUAUUCCAUCUGCAUUAGCCAGAUGGACAGAGGAAUCUAGAGUUCUUGAUGGUGAUAGUGUACAUGAAUGUGUAACAGGUUUGAAGCCAUCAAUUAUAAGUGUCCUUGAGAAAUAUAGAGAUGAAGAAUUGGAAGAACGUCUGGAAAAACGCAAAAAGUUACAAGAGGAGGAGGAAAUAAAAAAUCAACAAAAAGAAGAGAAAGAGAAAACAGAAUUUUCACAAAUUCAAGAAAACAUUGCUCCUAGUAAUGCAGACAAUCAAGAGACAAGAGAGAAUAAUACAGAGGAAACUACUUUGCCCAGCUCUUCUGUCAUUGGUCCAACUGCAAUGGAGGUUAGUGAAAAUGAUAUUAAUAAAAUGAAUUUUAUUAAUGAUUUGGUACUUUUUUUAGCCCCAUCCAUUCCACCAGCUCCAGGUAAUGUUACCCCAACGCAUCCACUCUUAGUAAGACAUGGAGAUCCACAAGGUGCUGUUGCUUCAAGAUUACACAGAUCUAAUAGACAAAGAGGUUAUAGACCUGCUCUUGGAAAUCAAACUUGGCAUAUGUAUACAAGUAGUGGACGUCAUCCUAAUCCUCCAGCAAUUUUACAGAGAUUACUUGGUCCAAAUACUGCUCAAGAUAUAUUACAAUUGACUUCAACUUUUAGUUCUCAUCCAACCUCAGGCCAAGCACGUGUAUUUUUUGCCAAUAGUGACCUUCGUAUAUUAGCAACUGAUGAAGAUGUAUUUGAAAUUCAAGAUCAAAAUACACCUGUUUCUGGAGGGCCUUCAAAUACUCUUGCUAGUAUUCCAUCUGCAUUAGCCAGAUGGACAGAGGAAUCUAGAGUUCUUGAUGGUGAUAGUGUACAUGAAUGUGUAACAGGUUUGAAGCCAUCAAUUAUAAGUGUCCUUGAGAAAUAUAGAGAUGAAGAAUUGGAAGAACGUCUGGAAAAACGCAAAAAGUUACAAGAGGAGGAGGAAAUAAAAAAUCAACAAAAAGAAGAGAAAGAGAAAACAGAAUUUUCACAAAUUCAAGAAAACAUUGCUCCUAGUAAUGCAGACAAUCAAGAGACAAGAGAGAAUAAUACAGAGGAAACUACUUUGCCCAGCUCUUCUGUCAUUGGUCCAACUGCAAUGGAGAUAACAGAAUCAGGUCAAGCAAUAGCAACAGAUACUGAUCAAACUAAUGCUAUUUCUGGAAUGAAUAAUGUUCUUCCAGCAACACCUUCAACCACAACAACAACAGUAACAACAACUGCUGCAGUAACAACUACUACGACAACAACAACACCAGCUGUAGUUGCAGGAACAACUCCUGUUGGAACAUCAUUAAAUACAGAACGUUUAGCAGCAUCUAUUGUAGAACAAGUUCUUGGCCCUGCUUUAGCCAUUACUUCUACUCCUAAUCCUUCAAUGGCUUCUACUGCACCUGCAGUUAUGCCUACACUGACAACCAGCUCAAUAUCUACUGUUGUUAGUGAAGCCAUAAAUUUCAUGAUGGGUGUGACAACUGCAAAUCAUGGAAUGACAUUAUCAACUUCUGUGACACCAUUUACUGGAAGAUGGCAGGAUGGUACAUUCACUAGCAGUAGUGCUUUAGGAAUACCUGUUCCUUCAUCAGUUCAACAAGACAGUCUUGGUAAUUCAGCUGUACCUUCACCAAUGGAUACAAGUGAACCAACUUUUGUAGCAUCACUUGCUAGUGAAACAAAUGAAAUAGCAUGCACUUCAGAAGCACCAAUAUCUGAAAAUCAAGAUACAGUAGGUGCUAGCACUGAACAGGAUGAUGCAUUACAUAUGGAUGCUGAAUUGGCUAAUAUUGAAAGAGAAGGACAAAUUCCAGUGUUUCCUGGAGGUGGAAAUGAAGAAAGUACUGAUCAAUCUUCAUUACCUCAGAUUGAAAAUUCUAUGAUUGAACAAAGUGAAAAUAGACAGACUUGUGCAGCUGAAGCUUUAAUAGAUGCCAUCAUUAAUAGAGCCACAAAUGAAAAUAUGGGCACUCCUUCAUCAGUCUUAACAGAAUCUGAUUUUUCAAAUAUUCUUGGAGAUGUAGAAAUUCCAGAAGGUGUUGAUCCCUCAUUCUUGGCUGCAUUACCUGAAAAUAUUCGACAAGAGGUUAUAGCUGAACAACUAAGGCUACAAAGAUUACGCCAGAGAGCACAAGCUGCAAAUAGCCAAGCAACAACUGAAGGGGGAAAUUUUACUGAAGUGAACCCAGAAUUUUUAGCUGCCUUACCACCAAAUAUUCAAGAAGAGGUAUUAGCUCAACAAAGAGCUGAACAGCAAAGAUUAGCAGCACAAAAUUCAAAUCCAGACACACCUGUUGAUCCUGCUGGUUUUAUUCAAACUCUACCACCUGCAUUACGGCAACAGGUUUUGGCAGAUAUGGAUGAUAGUCUUCUUGCUCUACUCCCUCCUGACUUAGCAGCCGAAGCUCACGCUUUAAGAAGAGAAUUGGAAGCUCGUCACAGACAGAUGCAAGAACGUUUCCUUUCUUCCCAUGCUGGUACUGCCCUCUCCCGUAUUCUCCGUUCUGCAGCAGGACGAAUGGGUACUAGAUAUACAAUACAUACUGUUCCACAAAGAGGUCAAUGGACUUGGAAUACACUUUCUCGGGGUGCUGGAAGCUCAACUGCUGGAACUGGGGGAAUUCAGAGUGGAUCUUUACCCAGUUCAUUGCGUUUACGUGGAAGGCAGAUGUUAGAUCAUGAAGCUUUAUCUUGUUUGUUAGUUCUUCUUUUUGUAGAUGAACCCAAACUAAAUACUGGUCGUUUACAUCGUGUACUUCGAAAUUUAUGUUAUCAUGCCCCUACAAGGCAAUGGGUAAUAAAAGCAUUAUUAUCAGUCCUAGAAAGAACUAAAGACAGCAGGCUCCAAGAAAAUAAUCAUGAUCAUUUUUCUGAAACUUACCAUCGUGCCAAAAAGUCAGUUGUGAAAACUUUCAGUCAUACAUCUGAAAAUAUUGGCCCUUCAAGUCACAGAUUGGAAUCAGCAAGUAGAAGCAGUCAACCAUCAUGGUUAUCAAUUAGUUUAGAUGCUGCUUUGGGAUGUCGUACUAAUGUCUUCCAAAUCCAUCGUCAUGGUCACAGUGCUGGGCCAAAGAAACCAAGUGAUAAACAUUCACCAUCUGUAACAACUGGGAUCUGCCAACCAAUUGUCACAAUCCAUCCUCAAGCCUCUCCAAUUGUUUUUAGGCAUGUUCUGGAUACACUGAUUUCUCUUGCAAAGAGUUUUCCAAUUCACUUUUUGCCGGAGAAGGCAAAGGAGGAAAAAUAUGGAAAAGAUGUUAUUGCUCAAGAUAACAGGGCAUCAAAAACAACUGUUCCAAUUACAGCAAAAUCUGAUUCCAAACAAGUACUUUCAACAUCAUCGAAGACUGAAGCUUGUGGAUCUCUCUCUCGUCAAGAUACAGAUUUCUGGGAUGUUUUAAUUAAACUUGAUUCUCUUAGUACAAGUAGAAAAGGAAAGAGUAUUGCUAGGACUCAUAGUACUACUACAAUGAUUGGAAGCAACAGUAAUGCUAACAUUGAUGAUGAUACAAAAUAUCAAAGCUUUGAAGCUUCACCUAUGGCACAGUUAAUAAGCAUGUUAUCUCAUCCUGUUGUGAAACGAAGUUCAUUGUUAACUGAUAGGUUGCUUAGGUUAUUAGCUCUUAUAUCACUUGCCCUUCCUGACCAAGAUAGUCAAAACUAUACUCAAAGUACAAAUCAACUUUUAAGUGUAAAUGCUACUGCAAAUUUGAGAAAUGGGACUAAUAGUUUAAUAUCUCGUGCAAUGGAAGUGCCAUCAUGUGGAAGAGAUGACAGUCAUCCAGUAGCAGAAGAGAAAACAGCUGCUUCAGAGGAUGACAAAGUUCCUUCAAAAGAAUCAAUAUCUCAUGUGCAAUUAGGUGAAGAGGAAGAAAAGGAAGAUAUAAUAAUUAAGCAACAUUUAAAAUUGGCUGUUGAGGUUUUGACAUCAAAAACAUGUUCUGAAGAAGGUUUAGAGGAUGCUACUGCACUUUUGUUAAGGUUAUCAAGAAGUUGUGCACGUACUCGUAAAAGUGUACUUCAUUUGCUUUUAGAAGGUGCAAGAGAAUUAGGACAGGUAGUGUGUCUUCAUAUACGUGCCUUAAUUGAAGAACUUCGUAACUUAAAUGCAAGGCUUGCAGUGGAACGAAUUGCCACAAAUGAAUUAGAAGAGAAAGAGAAUGAAGCAGAAGCCAAGUUAAUAAAGGGAAUGAUACAAGAUAGGUUUACACAUACAACUGUUAUCAUAACUGCUCCAACAAAAGUCAAAGGAAGUGGAAGUAGGGAAUUGCAGUUACCAUCAAUGGCAGCACUAACAAGCAAAACUUCUAGUCAGGCUUUUUUCUUAAGGAUUCUUAAAGUUAUAAUUCAAUUAAGGGAAGCUACACGUCUGGCACAACAAAGAGCUCGUCAAGCGUCUGUUUCUUCAGAUGUCUUACAGCAAAGUGUUUUAACAUCUCAGAAUUUACCUGAAACUCAGUUAAGUGUAUUACAAGAAACUAUUGCUUCAAAUGAAAAUGAAGGUUCAAAUGAGGGUAAUCAGCAAGCCACACCAAUGGAAAUUGAUACAGUAACACCAUCUAGUCAAAAUUCAAAAAAGGAACCAGUUGAAGAAGAACCAUGUUUACCACCACUCAGUUUUCAACUUUCUCUUGAAGAAUUAUGGGAAACACUGAGUGAGUGCUUAGUAGAACUUGCAGAAACUCCAGAUCAUCAUGCUGUUCUUGUAUUACAACCUGCUGUAGAAGCAUUUUUCUUAGUUCAUGCUUCUUCCUCAGAAAAAGAAUCUAAUAAAAGAAAAGAAUAUAGACAAGAAAGCAGAGAAAAUCAAUUAGCACAUAUACAUCAAGACAUAGCACCAUUAUCACCUUUACCAGCUACUUCAGAAGCAGCAACUAUAGCUGAAACUAGCAAUAUAGUCUUUAGUAGAGAGAAUUCUUUAGCAACUAUAAGCACAGCUUUACCAGCUGAUACACAAAAAUUCUUAAAAUUUGCAGAAACCCACCGUACUGUUUUAAAUCAAAUACUCCGUCAAUCAACCACUCCACUUGCAGAUGGUCCAUUUUCAGUACUAGUUGAUCACACUAGAGUUUUAGAUUUUGAUGUAAAACGAAGGUAUUUUAGACAGGAAUUGGAACGAAUGGAUGAAGGUGCACGGCGUGAAGACCUUGCCGUUCAUGUACGGCGUGAACAUGUAUUUGAAGAUUCGUUUAGAGAAUUACAUAGGAGAUCUCCAGAAGAAUGGAAAAAUCGCUUUUACAUUGUUUUUGAAGGUGAAGAAGGUCAAGAUGCAGGAGGCUUGUUAAGGGAAUGGUAUACUAUAAUUUCACGAGAGAUAUUUAAUCCAAUGUAUGCUCUAUUCACAAUUUCACCUGGUGAUCGUGUAACAUAUAUGAUUAACCAAUCUUCUCAUUGUAACUCAAAUCAUCUGAGUUACUUCAAGUUUGUAGGUCGAGUAAUAGCAAAGGCUGUCUAUGAUAAUAAACUAUUAGAAUGUUAUUUUACAAGGUCAUUUUAUAAACAUAUUCUAGGGAAACUUGUCAAAUACACUGAUAUGGAAAGUGAAGACUAUUCAUUUUAUCAAGGUUUAGUCUUUUUGUUGGAACACGAUGUCAAGGAAAUUGGCUAUGAACUGACUUUCAGUGUUGAAGUGCAAGAAUUUGGUGUAACAGAAAUUAGAGAUUUAAAACCAAAUGGGCAGAAUGUAAUGGUUACUGAAGAAAAUAAACAAGAAUAUGUGCGUUUAGUUUGUCAAGAAAAAAUGACAGGAGCUAUUCGAAAGCAAUUGAAUGCAUUCUUGGAAGGAUUUUACGAAAUUAUUCCCAAACGCCUUAUUGCUAUCUUCAAUGAACAAGAACUUGAAUUAUUAAUCUCAGGUUUGCCAAAUGUUGACAUAGAUGAUCUUAAAGCCAACACAGAGUAUCAUAAAUAUCAACCAACGUCAUUACAGAUACAAUGGUUUUGGAGAGCUCUUCGUUCAUUUGAUCAAGCAGAUCGUGCCAAGUUCCUACAGUUUGUGACUGGCACUUCAAAAGUGCCACUUCAAGGUUUUUCUGCAUUAGAGGGAAUGAAUGGAAUUCAGAAGUUUCAGAUUCAUCGUGAUGAUCGUUCAACAGAUCGUUUACCAUCUGCACAUACUUGCUUCAAUCAAUUAGAUUUACCAGCCUAUGAAACUUACGACAAGCUCCGUUCCAUGUUGCUAAAAGCCAUCCAAGAGUGUUCUGAAGGUUUUGGAUUUGCAUGAACUAACAGAAUACUUACAUUCAUUACAAUUUGUAAUUUGUUGUUGGGAAGUCCCUGUUGAAAAAGGCACAGAACAAAUUGCCAUGUCAGAGGAGCCUUCUCAAAAUCUGAUAGUGUGAUAUUUUCUCAGAAGAGGUGUGUUGCAUUAGCAACUACCUUGUUAAUUCAAGGACAAAAAUGUGAGUUGACUAUACAAAAUUCAAAUAUAAUUGACUGCCAACAGAGUGGUUAUAUUAUGUACAGAACAUGCUUUAUCUUUUCUGUAUGACAAAACUUUACACAGUGAAAUAAUUAGAAGAGUGAGAAAUGCUGCCAAGUCCACUGUCAAUAAUUAGUGUAUAUCAACCAUUCUUUACACAUUCGUGCUGGCAGUUAUAUCGGCAACAUUUUUUGGCAUACCUUGUGAUUGUUUCUUGCAUUUGGUGAAAUUUUCUAAGUUGUUGAAUGGACCAUAAUUCAAAGGGGAAUACAUGGUGGUUUUUGAAGUUAUAGGUCUUUCUAGAAAAUCUCUAGACAGUCCUGUAUCUUCAUUAUUUCAGAAAAAAAGCUGUAAAAGAAAUUGCUGUAUUUUUCAUGCAUGUUACUGCAGUAAUUUGAAAAAAAUAAACUAAAACUUGAAUCA
Messenger RNA from Centruroides sculpturatus (bark scorpion), 9305 nucleotides. Its product is annotated as E3 ubiquitin-protein ligase HUWE1-like. Gene Ontology annotation, biological process: protein polyubiquitination; proteasome-mediated ubiquitin-dependent protein catabolic process; positive regulation of protein catabolic process. Lineage: Eukaryota; Metazoa; Arthropoda; Arachnida; Scorpiones; Buthidae. Gene Ontology annotation, cellular component: nucleus. Bases 63 to 8684 code for a protein of 2873 amino acids. The record is from RefSeq and is a predicted model, not a curated record. Gene Ontology annotation, molecular function: ubiquitin-protein transferase activity. The transcript has 48 exons.